This is a messenger RNA of Paralichthys olivaceus (Japanese flounder), 2864 nucleotides long. It is a transcript of the gene top3b, whose product is annotated as DNA topoisomerase III beta. Gene Ontology annotation, molecular function: DNA topoisomerase type I (single strand cut, ATP-independent) activity; DNA binding. Gene Ontology annotation, cellular component: nucleus. NCBI's taxonomy places the organism in Eukaryota, Metazoa, Chordata, Actinopteri, Pleuronectiformes, Paralichthyidae. Gene Ontology annotation, biological process: DNA topological change. The record is from RefSeq and is a predicted model, not a curated record.
GAGAAGAAGACAUGUGACCGGAAGCAAAUAACCUGAGCUGUCAUGGCCGCUCGCGUGCCUUGAAAAAUAAACUGCUAACAAGCAGAUACUGGCAACGUUGAUGUUUUGUGAAUUGUAGAACUGUUUCUGAGCAGCAGAACUUGUUGCGGAAACGUUACGGGAGGAAGUGGCAGCGUUCCAACAUGAGGACUGUUUUGAUGGUGGCGGAGAAGCCCUCCCUGGCUCAGUCCAUCUCCAAGAUCCUCUCUAAAGGAAGUUGUACAAGUCGCAAGGGGCUCAAUGGAGCAUGCUCAGUGCACGAAUACACCGGCAGCUUCCAGGGCCAGACGGCACGCUUUAAGAUGACUUCUGUUUGUGGACAUGUGAUGAGUCUGGAUUUCAUCGGAAAGUACAACAAUUGGGACAAGGUGGACCCUGCAGAACUCUUCAGCAAAGCUCCCACAGAAAAGAAGGAGGCCAACCCCAAACUAAACAUGGUCAAGUUCCUUCAGGUUGAAGGUAGAGGCUGUGACUACGUGGUUUUAUGGCUGGACUGUGAUAAAGAAGGCGAGAACAUCUGUUUUGAGGUACUGGAUGCCAUCCAGCCAGUGAUGAACAAGGGGAGUUCCAUGGAUCAGAGUGUUUACCGUGCCAAAUUCAGCUCCAUCACCGACACCGACAUCUGGAAUGCCAUGAACUGCCUCGGAGAGCCCAACCGCAACGAAGCACUGUCAGUGGAUGCUCGACAGGAGCUGGACCUGCGCAUCGGCUGUGCUUUCACCCGGUUCCAGACCAAGUAUUUUCAGGGUAAAUACGGUAAUCUAGACUCGUCCCUGAUCUCAUUUGGACCAUGCCAGACCCCCACACUUGGCUUCUGUGUGGAACGCCAUGACAAGAUCCAGUCCUUUAAACCGGAGACUUACUGGAUCAUCCAGGCCAAGGUGUUCAAAGGAAAGGACAACCCACUGAUGCUGGACUGGAACAGGGUGAGGGUCUUCGACAGGGACGUUGGCCAGAUGUUUGUCAAUCUGGCUAAGACGUCGAGGGAGGCCAAGGUGGAGUCAGUGAGUAAGAAAGAGAAGGCCAAGCAGAGACCCCAGGCCUUGAACACAGUGGAGAUGUUGAGAGUGGCCAGCUCUGCUUUAGGCAUGGGUCCCCAGCAUACCAUGCAGAUUGCAGAGCGACUGUAUACACAGGGCUACAUCAGCUACCCACGUACUGAGACGACCCACUACCCAGAGAACUUCGAUCUGAAAGGAACACUGAAGCAGCAGACCAACAAUCCCUUUUGGGCAGAAGAGGUGAAGGCUUUGCUUUCAACUGGACUGAACAGACCCAGGAAAGGAUCUGAUGCAGGAGACCAUCCACCCAUCACUCCGAUGCGUGCUGCCUCAGAGGGGGAACUGGGGAGUGAUGGGUGGCGGCUGUAUGAGUACAUCACACGGCAUUUCAUUGCCACAAUCAGUCAGGACUGCAAGUACCUACAGACCACAAUAGAAUUCAGCAUUGGCCCAGAGGCCUUCUCAUGUACCGGCAAAACCCUGAUCUCACCAGGUUUCACAACAGUGAUGCCUUGGCAGGGCAUCCCGCUAGAAGAGACCUUGCCAGAAUGUGAGCGUGGAGACACUUUCACAGUAGAUGAGAUCAAGCUGGUGGAAAAGCAGACCAGCCCCCCGGACUAUCUGACCGAGGCCGAACUCAUCACACUCAUGGAGAAACAUGGCGUUGGUACUGAUGCCAGCAUCCCUGUCCACAUCAACAACAUCUGCCAGAGGAACUAUGUCACAAUCGAGAAUGGACGAAAGUUGAAACCAACAAACUUGGGCAUUGUCCUGGUUCAUGGCUACUACAAGAUAGAUGCAGAGCUGGUUUUACCCACUAUACGCAGCGCAGUAGAGAAGCAACUGAACCUUAUUGCACUGGGUAAAGCCAACUUCCAACAGGUCCUUCAGCAUACACUAGAUAUCUUCAAGAGGAAGUUUCACUUCUUUGUGGAUUCUAUCACUGGCAUGGAUGAGUUGAUGGAGGUCUCCUUUUCCCCCAUUGCUGCCACAGGAAAGCCACUGUCCCGCUGUGGCAAGUGCCGCCGCUUCAUGAAGUACAUCCAGGCCAAGCCCAGCAGGCUCCACUGUUCCCACUGUGAUGAGACAUACAGUCUCCCACAGAAUGGAGCCAUCAAGCUGUACAAGGAGCUCCGCUGUCCACUGGAUGAGUUUGAGCUGGUGCUGUGGACCUCUGGGGCCCGGGGCAAGAGCUACCCGUUGUGCCCUUACUGCUACAGCAACCCGCCUUUCAGGGACAUGAAAAAAGGUAUGGGAUGUAAUGAAUGUACUCAUCCAUCCUGUCAGCACUCUCUCAACUCUUUGGGCAUUGGACAGUGUGUGGAGUGUGAUUCUGGGGUUUUGGUGCUGGAUCCCACCUCUGGACCAAAAUGGAGGAUGGCCUGUAAUAAAUGCAAUGUGGUGGUCCACUUCUUUGAACAUGCACAUAGAGUGCAGGUUGCUCAGGAGAGCUGUGACGCCUGUGACGCCUCUCUGGUCGCUGUUGACUUCAACAAGACUCGCACUCCGCUUCCUGCCGGUGAGACCCAACACACAGGCUGCGUUUUCUGCGAUUCAGUUUUCCAGGAUCUGGUGGAGCUCAAACAUGCCACCAUGAGGUACCGGGGUGGGGGUGCGAGAAGAGGACGAGGACGAGGCCGGGGACGCCGUGGUAAUCCCAAAAAACCUAAGGACAAAAUGGCUGCCUUGGCAGCUUACUUUGUAUAAUGUCAAGUGUUGUAUGUCCUAUUUGCUUGGCUCAGUAUGAAAGAGUACAUGCCAGUAAGUAGAGCUUUGUUUUCACUUGUGUUUAAUUACAAUCAAGUAAACUAUACAUAAAAAAAA